AUGUCUCGAGAGGCUCUUGCAUCGAGAUGCAAGAACCCUCCGAAGAGGAGGACGUGCACGAUGGCAGAGGACGUUCAAGGAGACGGAGGACAUGCUCGGAAGCUAAGAAAACUUAGCGACGCGUCAUUGAACCAUGGAAUCAUCAUCUCGGAAGUUUCCCCUGGAUCUCGAGUGGAUUCCUUCGAGAAUCGGCAGCAACGUGGAAGCUUUUACCGCACGCUUUCCGAUGUCGUGGAGACGACGUUCCACGUUCUAGGAUGCAUUCUCCCGAUGGAUUCUCAACGAAAGGACGUGGGAAUCGAGGCGAUCGCGCGUGAAAUCGCUCGGAGCGACUUUCUCCACCGUUUCCGCGUGGAUCUGGCGAUCCCGGAGACGGAUUCGCGACGAUCGAGGGAAAGUGAAUUCCUCCGACCGUCGAUGCGAUCGGGCCGUGAGUUGGAUCUCUACGAGGAGGAACAAACCUCCAACCGUAUACUUGAACGAAUCUCCAAGUCCGACGGAAUCGUGAUCGAAACACGGUUGCGGAAGGCCGGGAGUAUAGGAGUCUCGAAGAAGUUCAUGCGUGAGCAGCGGCCAGACUGGGAGGAGGAGGAGGAGGACAGGGAGGUGGUGGAUUCGGACAGGGAGGAGGUGGACAAGGAGGAGGCAUCGGAGGAGGGACGGGUGGAAGUGGAGGCGGCUCGGGAGUCACACCCGGAGGCUCGAGCGGUCUCGGAGGAGGUGGACUCAACCCCAUCGUGA
Messenger RNA from Darwinula stevensoni, 741 nucleotides. The record is from the annotation of a GenBank genome assembly. NCBI's taxonomy places the organism in Eukaryota, Metazoa, Arthropoda, Ostracoda, Podocopida, Darwinulidae.